Molecule: messenger RNA, 1110 nt
Organism: Cannabis sativa
Lineage: Eukaryota; Viridiplantae; Streptophyta; Magnoliopsida; Rosales; Cannabaceae
Exons: 5
Coding region: 330-851 (173 amino acids)
Source: RefSeq, a predicted model, not a curated record
GUGCAACCGAACCAGAAAAGAGCGCCAUCUUCCCCUCUAUUAGCAUACCGUGAUGGUCUCUUGCCACUAACCCGCAUCCAUAUAUGUUACCACCAUCAAAGAGAGCAGCGUCAACAUUUACUUUGAUAUAAUUAACAUUUGGCACAGUCCAAUGCUCAGCACCCAAUUAUGGAAUUUUUGUCCCACCCUAUUUGAAGAAUAGGAGGAAUAGGCAGACUGAAUUUAAUGCUCUUAUAAAUAUAUUUAAUUAGAAUUACAAGUAUAUAAAUACAUACAAGAGAGUCAUGGUGGUCAUAUAAUAACAAAAUUAAGAGAGAGAGAGAGAGAGAAUGGAUGAAGACCAAUUACAGAAACACAAAGAAAAAGAGCAACAAAAAGAAGAAGCUGUGACCAUGUUGAAGAGGCCUAGACCCAAUAAUAUUAAGCCACCACCACCAAACAAAACAAGAAGACCUACUCCUAAUGUCACACCUCAUGAGAUAAAUGUAGAUGUGGGUCAGGAUGUUGUGAGCAAAGUAAGAGAAUGGGUUAAAAGUUCAGGAUCAUUGGAUAUUCUUUCUAUUACAGGCACAGUAUCAUUUGCAUCAUUUGAUGAUCCUUCUAUGGUUUUCCAAGAGAGUUUUUAUCAUAUUGAAACAAUAAAACGUUGUGAAAGGAAAUUUGAUCAUGAUGAAGAAGAUGUAAAAUUCGAAGUUAAUUUGUUUGAACAAAUUACCUACAUUAAUGUUUAUCAUGGUGUUGUACGAGAAUUACUAGCUUCUACUCCUGUUAAGAUAACGGUUGCAAAUUACAAUUCACCAACAGCAACAUCAUCAUCGUCCACAACAUCAGUACCAAGAUCCCAACAUUAAUUCACAUGAAACAUUUAUGUCCUAGUUUCUUGGAAUUAUUUAUUAUUUUAUUGUUUUUGAACAAAGUUAGUUAUUAUAGUUGUGAACUGAGAGUAAUUAGUUGAAUUGUUUGGCAGUUUAGUAUAAUGCCAUUUUUUGUAAUCAAUUUUUGAGUCUACAGCUUUUGUUUAUUGAUUCAAUCCAAGAAUUCUUUGUCAAAAUAUUUGUAGGAAUGAAAUGAAUCUAUAUAUCUUCGAGUAAUUUGACAAAGAUUGAAUAA